This is a messenger RNA of Bathycoccus prasinos, 1899 nucleotides long. RefSeq lists its product with no specific name. The coding region runs from base 1 to 1899 and encodes 632 amino acids. Lineage: Eukaryota; Viridiplantae; Chlorophyta; Mamiellophyceae; Mamiellales; Bathycoccaceae. The transcript has a single exon. The record is from RefSeq and is a predicted model, not a curated record.
AUGGCGACGAAUGCAUCGAUGAUGCUCUCGUCGACGACCGCGAUGAGAAAGAACACUAACGCGGUGAUGCACUCGUCGAGUCGCUCGGCGAUGAGCGUCGCGUGCUCGACGUCAAAGUCCGGAGCCUUUCAGAAGAAAAUGAAUUAUGCGCCCACGUCUCCUUCGGGAGGAGUGCCUUUGAGGAGGCGGAGGACGAUGCGAACGAACGCGGUUGCGAGGGGACCGGGAGGAGGAGAUUUUUUUGAAGAAGAGGAAAAGAAGUACGAGAACAACCAGCAGGAGAUGAGCAGUGCGAGCAGUAGUACCAACAACGUGUCGUCGUCGUCGUCGUCGUCGUCCAAGGCUUCUUCUUCGUCCAGUCACGUCGACGCCGGCGCGAAGAACGAGUUGGAUCCGGAGAUGGACUUGCCGCGGAGAAACAACAACAAGGACCACGCGGCGGCUUCGUCGUCGUCGUCUUCGUUCGCGCGGGAACAGCAGCCGACGAAGAAGGAGAGUGCUUCGCGCGACUCGAAGAAGAAGAAAGUGCCCCCAGCAGCGACGAAGAAGAAAAGUAAUGAUACUAAUAAGAACAACAACAACAACAACAAUGCGACGAGAACAAUGACGACGAAAGAGAACGCGACGAUCAUUAACAGCUCCGUGCCGAAGAGGAGCGCGAAGAAGAGCAGCGGCGCGAUUACCGCGACGACGAUGGCGACCGCGAAUAAUAAUAAUACUACUAAUAAUAAUAAUACCAAAACGAAAGAGGAGGGAGAAGAGACGUGUUCGUCGAAGAAGGAGGAAGAAGACGUGGAAGAAGAUGAAGAUCAAGCCCCGAAACACGAGACCACGAUACUCUCUAAAGAACAAUUCGAAACGCAAAAGAAACGAUUGGAGCUUUUAAUCGAAGAGAAAGAGUGGGCGGUGGAAGAGGCGAGAGAUAACGCGGCAAGAUCUUCUGUGAAGUUACAACGCGUCUUGGAUUACGUCAACGCGGUGGAAGCGUAUAAAGAGUUAUGCUCGUCGAGAGUGCCGGAUACGGUUUCUGAUUUUCUUGGGAACUAUGUGAACGUUUUGUGUUUGCCGAAACACGCGAAAGGCUACGACGAGGCGCUUUCGUUUCUCGGCAUAGACUUUGAAGAUUUGGACGAAGAUGACUUGGAAAUCACGCAUGAAGAUUUUUUGAGAGAGACGGAACAUUACAUGCGCAUCGAAGAGAGAUACGAUUCGGAACGGAAAGAGACUGGUGGGAGCUUUGAAGACGAAGGAGAGUACUACGAAGACGACGAAGAAGAGUACUACGAAGACGACGAGGAUUUGUUGGAAGCUUUAUUAGGCGGCGACGCGAAUUACAUCGCCGAGAUGAAGCUUCCGCUCGAACUCCACCUCGCACAAGACAUCGACGGAAAUUGGCGAUGGUUAGAAGAUGAUCUCGGGAGAGUUUUGAAAAGGAAACCUGAGGGCGAUUUUAUCUUUCGUCUCAUGUCUUUUGAAGAUUUAAUGAACGAAGGUUUGAACGUCAACUGCUUGCGAGAGGAAGUCGAUCCGAACGAACUGAUUGAUUUCUCAAAGUGUAGGUCGUUUGAUGACGCGAGACGAGCGAUGAAAGAAGCCACCGAGGCGUUGCGAAACAUGGAAGCCGAUGGGUGGGUGGUUGAAAAGAGCUUUUCGGCCACCGCGGCGAGUUUUGGCGCUUCCUCCUCCGGAGAUUCCACCGAUUCGGUCUUUGACAUCAGAGAAGAAAGCAGCGGACGACACUUGUGCAUGACGAAAGAGUUGAGACCGUUGAGAACUAUGUCGCACGUGGAUGGAUUACAUCCGGAAGAAGACGAGAAGUGCGAACGAGAAAUUCACCGCGAAGAAGCUGCCGGAGCGAUGGCGAGAGAUGCUUUCGACAGCUUUGACGACAACGAAUAA